Chrysochloris asiatica (Cape golden mole) is the source of this 1565-nucleotide messenger RNA. RefSeq names its product family with sequence similarity 20, member B (gene FAM20B). The coding region runs from base 196 to 1425 and encodes 409 amino acids. Gene Ontology annotation, molecular function: phosphotransferase activity, alcohol group as acceptor. Lineage: Eukaryota; Metazoa; Chordata; Mammalia; Afrosoricida; Chrysochloridae. The transcript has 8 exons. The record is from RefSeq and is a predicted model, not a curated record. Gene Ontology annotation, cellular component: Golgi apparatus. Gene Ontology annotation, biological process: protein phosphorylation.
GGGCCGCGCCGCACCGCACCGCACCGCACCGGCGGCCAUGGAGCGAGUGUAGGGCCCGGCGGGAAUUGUGGGAGGCGCUUCAGUGAAGAAAUGGACCAGUGUGUUUAAGCAUGGAAUCUCCUUGCUAAUCUUCACCCACAGUUCUCCUUGAUAAGGGAGAGAGAUCGGGUCAGGGGAGAAGGAAAAGAGGUCAACAUGAAGCUAAAGCAGCGAGUCGUGCUGUUAGCAAUUCUCCUUGUCAUCUUUAUCUUCACCAAAGUUUUCCUGAUUGACAACUUAGAUACAUCAGCUGCCAACCGGGAGGACCAGAGGGCUUUCCACCGAAUGAUGGCUGGCUUGCGGGUGGAGCUGGAGCCCAAGCUGGACCACACCUUGCAGUCUCCCUGGGAGAUUGCAGCCCAGUGGGUGGUUCCCCGGGAAGUGUACCCUGAAGAGACACCAGAGCUGGGGGCAAUCAUGCAUGCCAUGGCCACCAAGAAAAUCAUUAAAGCUGAUGUGGGUUAUAAAGGGACCCAACUGAAAGCCUUACUGAUACUUGAAGGAGGACAGAAAGUUGUCUUCAAGCCUAAGCGAUAUAGUCGAGACUACGUGGUAGAAGGGGAGCCAUAUGCUGGUUAUGACAGGCACAAUGCAGAGGUAGCGGCCUUCCACUUGGACAGGAUUCUGGGCUUCCGUCGUGCCCCCUUGGUGGUUGGCAGAUUUGUUAAUCUGCGGACAGAGAUCAAGCCUGUUGCCACGGAGCAGCUGUUGAGUACCUUCCUAACCGUAGGAAACAAUACUUGUUUCUAUGGGAAGUGUUACUACUGCCGAGAAACAGAGCCAGCUUGUGCUGAUGGAGACACGAUGGAGGGAUCUGCCACACUCUGGCUCCCAGAUGUGUGGCCGCUGCAGAAACACAGGCACCCCUGGGGCAGGACUUACCGAGAGGGCAAAUUGGCCAGGUGGGAGUAUGAUGAGAGCUACUGUGACGCUGUGAAGAAGACGUCCCCCUAUGACUCGGGCCCACGCCUCCUGGACAUCAUCGACACAGCUGUCUUUGACUAUCUGAUUGGCAAUGCUGACCGGCAUCACUAUGAGAGCUUUCAGGAUGACGAAGGUGCCAGUAUGCUCAUCCUUCUUGAUAAUGCCAAAAGCUUUGGGAACCCCUCACUGGAUGAGAGAAGCAUUCUCGCCCCUCUCUAUCAGUGCUGCAUCAUUCGGGUUUCUACCUGGAACAGACUGAACUACUUAAAGAAUGGUGUGCUGAAGUCUGCCUUAAAAUCAGCCCUGGCCCAUGACCCCAUCACUCCAGUGCUCUCUGACCCUCACCUGGAUGCCAUGGACCAGAGGCUCCUGAGUGUCCUUGCCACCGUGAAGCAGUGCACUGACCAGUUUGGGGUGGACACUGUGCUGGUGGAAGACAGGAUGCCUCUCUCCCACUUGUAAUUGUCAACACAGAACAUGAAACUUCUUUCUACAAAGAUAGAAAAACAGCACAAUCCAUUCCAAAUGGUAUCUGGUGGCCUAGAAAUGGCCAGCAGCAAGUUCUGGUGAUAGGGAUGCGUGGCCUUGGAUGUCUUUGGUGU